CACGUCGCCAGACCCAGUCACUCCCGGUCACGUUCCCCAGUUCCGACCAGCCAAGCAUGCCGACCCCAGCUCCGCCGAGCUCGGCGCCGGGCUCCGGGGCCGUCGGGGUGCCGCCCGUGGAGCUCUGCGAGCGGCUCUUGCAUCAGUUCAGUGCCUUCCAGGUGAAAGCAAAAGCCAUCCAUGAGCAGGUGGAAUUGAUGCGUGUCCCUGUUGACACGACCUACGUGCAGGAGAUGCUCUUGGACUAUGCCGCAGGCAUUGCCGUGGAGUUGAACCGGGCCCGUGAGAAGCUUCGAAGGGCGGGGCGAGCGGAGAAUGCCAGGGAUGAGCAGCUCUCCUUCUGCCUGGCUGUCGUCGAACUGAUUACGGAAGCCAUGCUGAAUCCGUCAGCGGUGGCGCCCGGCCUGCUGCGGUGGUACAGCCGGCACUACCUGGAAGGCGAGGAGGAUGUCUCCGAUUGGUUUCGGGAAGCGCAGGAUGCUUCCGAGGACGUCUUGAACAAGGACUCCGCCUUUUGGCCUGCCGUUUGUCGACUGGCCUUGGCGGACUACAAGGCUGAGGUUCAAGAGCUCCUGGAGCUUGUGGCUCAUGAGGAUCAGCAAAUUCAGCAGUUUUGUGAUUUUCUUUCCCAGAUCCCAUCCAUGCGACAGAUGGAGCAAGCGGGUGCCACGGCGGUGGAGUUCCGCCAAGUCAUCGCAGAGAUGCAAGGCGAGGCGCGGAAGCUGCAGGUCUCCGAGUCACAUCCGCUACACCCGCUGAUCAGUGUUUAUGGUGGGUGCAGCCAAGCGGAGUUUGAGGCCAACAAGGAUGUGGCCUGGAAAUUCAGCCGCACCUGGAUCGAAGACUUUGUCUUCACGCAUGCCUGGGUGUUUCCAGACCUAAGACGAUCUGAGCUGGGUGAGUUGCUACAGGCAGUGACUCGAAGGCGCCAAGAAGACAAGGUUGAUCAAGUGGAUCUCGUUUUCAUGGCGUCACUGACCUCCAAUGUGCCCAGCCUGUUGGAGUUGUUGUCAUCAAUGCCGGAGAAUUUUCCCAGCUUUUUUCAGGUUCAUGUGGUCGAUUUGCUCUACUAUGCUGGUCGGCUGCCAGUCUCUGCUGAGACACCUGAGGGGCAGAUGCCCAUCCGGGAUCAGCAUUUGAUGGCCUAUGCGGAGGAUUUGAGCCGGGGCACACCUCGUUUGUGGGGCUUUGCUUUGAAUUAUUUGCGUGCAGGUGGGCCCUCCACUAGAGAAUUCUUAGAGACUUUGGCGGACAAAUAUUGUGGCAGUGCAGUGGAAGAUGAGCAGCUCCUUUGGGAAGUGCUAGCCUUGCUGGAAGAUCUCGAGCUCAGUGAGCUGGGGCGUCAACACUGCUGGCGUCGUGCACGUCUUUUGCACCAAGAAAGCGACCUGUUGGGGGCCUUGAGUUGGGCCUGCUGGGCGGUGGUGGGCAUGCCGAAGCCCAAGCGCCGGCCAGAGGCGGACCAGGUGGCCGAACGCGGUGCGGCGGAGAUCUCCGACUUCUGCGAUGAGAUGGGGAGAGAGAACAUGGCGGCAUUGCUCUCUGCCUUAGCACCUGCGAACUUGGAAGAGUCCUUUGAUGAUUGCCCCUCUCCCGCGUUGCUGGGCGCCCUGGCACCUCCAGGAGCCCCCAGGCCAUUACCCACCCUGCCGGCAUCUGCGCGUCUGUACUUCUAUAUCCAGUAUUCACACUGCCACGCUCUUCAAAGGGCACGGCGGCCAGCGGCCUCCUGGGCACCUGUGCUCGUCAAAUUGCUCUCGCACGGCUUUGCGCCAGCAAACGUGCAGCUACAUGUCCUUCAGGAAGAGCUAGCCACGGCAUUGGACGAAGAUCCUUGUCCCUUCGAGCCCGAGGAAGUCUUGGCGCUCAUGAGGAUUGCGCAUGUUGCAACCUCUCAGGGCACGGUGAAGUGUAGCAAAGAUGAGCUCCACACUUUGCAUCGUUCACUGGGCAUGUGCUUGAGCCGCGCCAUUCUUCAAGGAUCUGGUCGCUUUGGUGCUUCAGCCACAGGAGGCUCAGCAUCACCACUACUGAUGGCGUAAGUGCUGAGGGUAUGGCACAGAGGGUUGAUAAAAAGAGG
This is a messenger RNA of Durusdinium trenchii, 2080 nucleotides long. The record is from the annotation of a GenBank genome assembly. NCBI's taxonomy places the organism in Eukaryota, Dinophyceae, Suessiales, Symbiodiniaceae.